Lecanosticta acicola is the source of this 2257-nucleotide messenger RNA. NCBI's taxonomy places the organism in Eukaryota, Fungi, Ascomycota, Dothideomycetes, Mycosphaerellales, Mycosphaerellaceae. The record is from the annotation of a GenBank genome assembly.
AUGUUCUACAGCACGGAGGGUAGGCGAGACCUUCCUGACGCGUCAGAGCGCGUGUACUGACCCCGUCUGCAGUGCUCACUUCCCGCAAGUAUGGCGUUGCAACUGUCUGGUAAGCCUUCUCCUGCUCUGGCCCUACGUCUGCACUGGUUAUGAGACGUGGCAAUGCUGAUCAGAUUACCUGCAGGCUCGUCGCUACGCUCGGGUCGAAAUCAAGUCUCAAGAGGAUCUCCCGCAAGGCCAUUCUAGACGUGGACGUUUCCAAAGCAUGCGAGACUAUCGUCGAGCCUGACGCCCCGAUGGCGCUGCGGCUCCAGAGCAACUUGCUGUACGUCCUCAGCUACUCGUCCCAGACGACUCAUGGGGUCACUGACGCGCUACUAGUUACGGCGUCACGCGCGUCUAUUCGCAACAGUGCGGGUACGUGCUGGCGGAUGCUGAGACCGCCCGUAACAGCAUACGUGCCAUCUUCAAAGUGAUGCAGCAAGCUGCUCUCGAGCCCGAGGGUCGUACCAAGGGAAAGCAAGUUGAUACACUCACACCCCCUAUCCUCCGCGCAUUGCUAACGCUCAUGUUCAGGUCCGACCAGCUCAUGCUGCAAGACGACCCGAACUUCCUACCCGGUCUGGACUUCAUGCCGCUCGAUCUUGACAACCUGAAUCAUGUCAGCUCGGGCGCUCUGGAAGAGACGCAAGAGACCCUCUCGCCCCACAGCUCCCGCACGCACAGCUCACAGCAUAGUUUCGGUGGCCUGGACCUUCCGGCUUCCCAGAGCUCCCUCAUCGGCGGCCCUGUCGGUGGACUGGACCUGCUCAGCGCCCGAGAUGGUUCUGCACGCGGUGGGAAGUCGGGACCUGCUCAGCUCCUGGACGAUGACCUUGGUCUCACGAUCGAUGACGAUGGAAAUAUCCAUAUGGACGACCAUCCAGUGCGACAGCCACGUGCUCCAUCUGACAGGGUCGACCCUAUUGGUGCUGUCUGCAGCGGGGGACUGAGUGAUCAGUUCGGUGAACCCUUCGUAGGCUCAAUCUCCUAAACUCCCUCUCCUGUACUCUGACUGACCUCAAUGCAGCUUGGUCCAGCAGACGACGACGGCUUCAUGCCGAUACAAAACGACUUUGACGUUCGCAUGACAGAUGGCUCCACGGGACAGCAAGACCGCAUGCAGUCAGACCUCCAGCCCCAGACCACUUCUGAGACUGCCUCAGCCCAAGCACAGCGCCGUCAGCCACGCGCAAAGAAAGCCAUGCCACUGGACCGCGUUACGAGCCUUCGCAAUUCCGACCUGGUGGCGUGGCAAAGGAACUAUCUCGCCAACAUGCGCGACGCCAUGGAGCACAAGCAGGCACUCAGACUGGCUACUCUGGCCAAGAAGAACGCUGAACAUUGGGUUUUGGGCGCCAGCAUCGCGUUGGGUCAGGGCCUGUCAGGUCCACUCAACAUAUUCUCUGGUGCGAGAAUCAUUGAAGCUUUUACCGGAGUCGACCUACUUGAGCGCGGCCACAAGCGCCAGAGAGAUGAUCCAGAUUCCUCCGACAGCGGUCGUCGCGUCCGACCCCGUGGCGAGCCCUCUUCAGACGAGCUCACUCGCGGCAUCGAUGGAGACUUCUUUCAGCAAGACGACGGGUUUGCUCCGAUCCUGAACGACGACACGCUGGAGCAGGGCAGAGAAGCCCCGACACCUCUCGACGACCGCCAUGUCUCUAGCAUUUUCCCCUGGAACCAAUCCGCAGGCUCUCGUCCACCCACCGACGCUGGCCACCCCAGCUCGACUUCUUUCGGCGGUGGUAUGCAUUUCAACACGCUCGGCCGCCGCGGCAGUCGUCUCACAUCCGCCUCACCUCUCGUCGGCCGCGACCCGUUUGCUGGACAGGCCGGAGACCUGGAAAACUUCGACUCGGAUAUGGCCAUGGGCGCUCUCACCGGGGAGGAAGACUUUGAGCUGUAUGGACUUGCCGCACAAGUCGACACGGAGACUGCUGCGCAAUCUCAGUGGCAGCGUGCUGCGCUUGGGGCCGAGAGUGCCAAUUUCCUCGAUUUCGUCCGCACUGCUAUCGACGAGUCGGACGACAGUCCGCCACCUGGUCAGGAUAGCCAGCAGCGCGCCGCCAGCAUCGACUUCCAAGACCUUCUCCCGCCAGAGAGCAACAGCAAUGUGGUCGCGGCCCAGGCUCUGCUGCACGUCCUGACGCUCGGAACGAAGAACCUACUCAAAAUCCAGCAAGCCGGGGCGUUCGGACCCAUCAUCCUCAGCCACUAA